AUGAAUCAGUUCAACGGACUACGGACCUGCAGUAAUAGUAAAAGUUCGAACAGAAAUGGUUUGCAGCAGGACGGUAGCGGCCGAGUAUCGAAGCGAGCCAAGCCACUGGAUCCGGAAGAGGAUGACUACUACUACGAGGACGUCGUGGACGAGCGUAACAAUCCAACAAACGAGGCGCCCGUAGUGCCGCCGGGAUUUCUUAGUCCUUCGGUACGGGAGUACCUUGAUCUCGGCAAGUCGAUACCUGGUCGACCGGGCACGGAUUAUCCAGUACUGGGCAAAGUGCCUUACACCGAGUUCUACUGCGACGAGCAGGCUUACCCGGGCUUCUUCGCGGACGUCGAGACGCGCUGCCAAGCCUGGCACUAUUGCGACAUCGACGGGCGUCAAGCGACUUUCUUGUGUCCCAACGGCACGCAAUUCAGCCAGGCCGUGUUCGUCUGCGACUGGUGGUUCAAUGUGCGCUGUGAACUGAGUCCCAAACUUUACGCCAUCAAUAGCCGGCUCUAUCAGCGGCCGACCGAAAGUCCUACGAGGCCGCAUCGAAUUAUUACCAAGGAACUCGUGGAGAAUAUAUUCGUUAAGAGAAAAUGAACUCGGUUACAUGAGCCCGCAAGAGAGAUAUAUUGGCAAGAUCCGUGCAAACUUUUUCCUCUCUCACUCUUACUUUUUCUUUCUCCCUUUUCUCCUGUUUCUAUAACACCCUUUUUGAUACCUUUAAACUUUCCGAUAUCAGUGAUUUCUCGCUCACGAAGUAAUUUUUCUACUAAAACGGAAGAGCUCAUAUUUUCGUCCGAAACGUCAUCAACAGAGAAAUCGUCUGUAUGUAUGAACUCCGAGACAUUAUCGGUGCUCAUCGAACCUGAUGGA
Molecule: messenger RNA, 870 nt
Organism: Trichogramma pretiosum
Lineage: Eukaryota; Metazoa; Arthropoda; Insecta; Hymenoptera; Trichogrammatidae
Exons: 3
Coding region: 1-594 (197 amino acids)
Cellular component (GO): extracellular region
Molecular function (GO): chitin binding
Source: RefSeq, a predicted model, not a curated record